This is a messenger RNA of Exaiptasia diaphana, 1322 nucleotides long. Its product is annotated as fibrinogen-like protein A. The transcript has 5 exons. The record is from RefSeq and is a predicted model, not a curated record. Bases 59 to 1171 code for a protein of 370 amino acids. NCBI's taxonomy places the organism in Eukaryota, Metazoa, Cnidaria, Anthozoa, Actiniaria, Aiptasiidae.
GUCGAUCACUUGAAAGAGCAAAGCCACUUCAAACAACCUUGUGAAAGAACGAACAAGAAUGUCUUUCUUGCUAAGACUAUCAGCCUUUGCCAUGUUUCUUUUGAAUGUCGCGGACUACAGCUCUUGCCAUUCGGCUUACCCUCCAAACUACGACAGGGAAAAAGGUCUUCUUUUUGACUUUUAUCCUGCUCAAAAGCUUAACCUUCCAAAAGGAGCAAUGAAGAAAACCAAGUAUGUUGCUGAUAACAUGGACUGCGUGUUCGAAUGCAUGGGUGUCCAUUGGUGCCGUUCAACCAAUUUUAAAAUCGCUCCUCGAUCUAACGGUCUCCACGCCUGUCAACUGAUUUCAUCUGAACACUUCGCUGGGAAAGAGUACAUGGAACCAAGUAAAGCGUACAACCAUUAUAGCGUUAAGAAUCCAUGUCAAGAAAAACCCUGUCGUAAUGGYGGCAAGUGCAUUUUACAGGAGAACAGGCAGCAUUCUCACUGCGAAUGCAAGAAGGGAUUUGGAGGAGAAAACUGCGAAAAAGCCGCUAAAAACUGCGCCGAAGUACUUCAAAAUGGUUAUAAGCAAAGUGGAGAGUACGAUGUGUAUCCCGACGAUGGCGGGGGUUUCAAGGUUUACUGUGACCAGCAGACUGCAGGGGGAGGAUGGACAGUCUUCCAGAGAAGAAAAGAUGGUUCGGUGGACUUUUACCGAGGAUGGGUCGACUAUAAGAAUGGUUUUGGAGAUCUUAAUGGCGAGUUCUGGCUUGGCCUCGAUAAGAUCCACCGACUGACCCAAGCAAAACGAAACCGUCUUCGUGUUGAGGUUGGAGAUGUGCAAGGAAAUAGCGCGUAUGCCGAGUACGAUUUAUUUGAUGUGACCAGUGAACGAAGCAAUUACAMGUUAAGUCUUGGAACUUACUCAGGUACUGCAGGUGAUUCCCUGUCCUACCAUCGUAAUAUGGCCUUCAGUACCAAAGAUCGUGACAAUGAGAAGAGGGGUGGUAACUGUGCAGUGAGACAUAGUGGUGCCUGGUGGUAUAACGGCUGCCAUCAUUCCAACCUUAAUGGUCAGUACAMGUACARCGGUACCAUUUCAAACAGUGGCGUGACCUGGUUGUACUGGAAAAACAGCCAUUAUUCCCUUGCAAGAGCUGAAAUGAAGAUGAGACCGCAAAAGAAAUGAGCCAAUGACGUAAUCAUGUAUGGUAACAACCGCAAAGGACAUAAAUAUAGAUAGGUAAAAUAGCAUCAGUUCAAUUUAUUGACCGUAAGAAUAAGCUUUAGACAAUUAAAAACGAUUGCAUUCAGCCUGGAUGUUACUGGACUCUUCGUUU